Drepanopeziza brunnea f. sp. 'multigermtubi' MB_m1 is the source of this 1521-nucleotide messenger RNA. RefSeq lists its product as uncharacterized. Lineage: Eukaryota; Fungi; Ascomycota; Leotiomycetes; Helotiales; Drepanopezizaceae. Gene Ontology annotation, cellular component: mitochondrion. Gene Ontology annotation, biological process: cardiolipin biosynthetic process. The record is from RefSeq and is a predicted model, not a curated record. Gene Ontology annotation, molecular function: CDP-diacylglycerol-glycerol-3-phosphate 3-phosphatidyltransferase activity.
AUGCUUAAAGCUAAUCAGCGCCGGUACUCGACCUCGACAUCCUCCCUCGCGAACAGUGCCGGCAGCACAUCCCCAGCUUCAAUGCUAGGGGCGUUCACGAACGAGCUGGACAGGAUAGCACCGAGAUUUCACAUUCAAGGGUCACAGAUAAACAUCCUACGGUCGCCGUCAGAGUUCUACCAGACGCUGAAGGGCAAGAUACUGGGCGCUGAGAAUCGGAUAUUUCUGUCUACUUUGUACAUAGGAAAAACGGAACAUGAGCUUAUUUUUACGUUGCAGCAAGCUUUACGGGCAAAGCCCAAGUUGAAACUCAGUAUUUUGACAGAUGCUCUCCGGGGAACGAGAGAGUCUCCCGAUGCAUCCUGCGCGUCUUUACUGGCCCCGUUGGUGUCUGAAUUCGGGGCAGACAGGGUCGAAAUCCGCAUGUACCAUACCCCCAACCUGACUGGGCUUCGAAAGAAGUAUAUUCCCAAGCGGAUCAACGAGGGUUGGGGAUUGCAGCAUAUGAAACUGUAUGGAGUAGAUGAUGAGAUUAUCAUCUCGGGCGCGAACCUGUCUAGUGACUACUUCACAGACCGUCAAGAUAGAUAUCACAUUUUCUCGUCUCGAGAGAUCACAGAAUAUUUCUCCAAGAUCCACAAUGCCGUCGCAAACAUCAGCUUCCUCGUCACUCCGGACCCUCAGCUGCCAGCUGGCUACACGCUCGAAUGGCCAACUUCAAAUCUCGCUCCGUCGCCUAUCGACGCCCCUGCAAGAUACAUCUCCCAAGCCUCCACUCUCCUAACCUCACUCAUCAAACCUUCAGCUACUGCACAGAGCAAGACACCAGACCGAACGCUCAACACAACAGUCUAUCCCGUCUCUCAGUUCACCCCUCUCCUCGCGCCCGACACGUCAACCGAACUCCCAGCCAUAACAGCCAUCCUUAGGACUCUCUCGGCCCCUCCAUUCGGCAACUCUUCCUGGACAUUCACCGCCGGCUACUUCAACCCGCACCCCUCGCUAACCAGCCUCCUCCUCAAGACCGCAUCGAGGGACAACACCGUGAUCACCGCCUCUCCGUGGGCCAACGGCUUCUACGGCUCCAAAGGCGUUUCCGGCCUGCUCCCAGCCGCCUACACGCUCCUCUCCCGCCGCUUCCUCGAGGCGGCCCAGAAAUCGGGACGUGGGAACGACAUCACGCUGAAGGAAUGGCGCCACGGCACCGUAGGCGAGACGGGCGGCUGGACGUACCACGCCAAAGGUCUCUGGGUCAGCUUGGCCGGCGAGAGGGAUCCAAGCAUCAGCGUCGUCGGGAGCAGUAACUACACAAAGAGGAGCUACGGGCUGGAUCUGGAAGUCGGAACCGUGAUCCUCACGAGCGACGACCGUCUGAAGGCGCGGCUGGGCGAGGAGAGGGAUGGGCUAGGGAGGUUUGCGGGCAGGGUGGGGAUGGACGAGUUCACCAGUACGGAGAGGAGGGUGGGGAUCAAGGUCAGGGUUGCGAUGUGGAUCGUAGCCUUGGUUGGGGGGGCGCUGUAA